Motacilla alba alba is the source of this 2845-nucleotide messenger RNA. RefSeq names its product glucocorticoid modulatory element binding protein 1 (gene GMEB1). NCBI's taxonomy places the organism in Eukaryota, Metazoa, Chordata, Aves, Passeriformes, Motacillidae. Gene Ontology annotation, cellular component: nucleus. Gene Ontology annotation, molecular function: DNA-binding transcription activator activity, RNA polymerase II-specific; RNA polymerase II cis-regulatory region sequence-specific DNA binding. Gene Ontology annotation, biological process: positive regulation of transcription by RNA polymerase II. The record is from RefSeq and is a predicted model, not a curated record. The transcript is spliced from 11 exons. The coding region runs from base 172 to 2001 and encodes 609 amino acids.
CAGGCGGCGGCCGGAAGUGCUGGCGGCCGAGGCCGCGGCGGGCACUGCGCAUGCGUUGCUGCUGCCCGGCCCGCCUCCCCCCUCCCCAUCCCCCCGUUCCCCCGUCCCACAGCCCCCGGUCUCGGCCGCUCGCCGACGGGAGGAGAAAACCUUGCCAGGUUCAUGUGAGAGAUGGCGAAUGCCGAGGUGAGCGUCCCUGUGGGCGAUGUGGUGGUCGUACCAAGUGACGGGAGUGAAGGGGAGAACCCAGAGGAUACCAAAACCCAAGUGAUCUUGCAGCUCCAGCCGGUGCAGCAAGGGAUUUACCAAGAGGGCUCUGAGGCCAGCGCCGCUGUGGUGGCCGUGGAAACCCACACCAUCCACAAGCUGGAAGAAGGGAUUGAUCCCAGCACCCUCGAAACGAGUGAGGAAAUCGAGAUCGCCUAUCCCAUCACCUGUGGGGAGAGCAAAGCCAUCCUUCUCUGGAAGAAGUUUGUCUGUCCAGGAAUUAAUGUCAAGUGUGUGAAGUUCAAUGACCAACUGAUUAGCCCGAAGCACUUUGUUCACCUGGCUGGGAAGUCUACCCUGAAGGACUGGAAGAGAGCCAUUCGCCUCGGAGGAAUCAUGCUAAGGAAGAUGAUGGAUUCAGGGCAGAUUGACUUCUACCAACACGACAAAGUUUGCACCAACACCUGUCGAAGCACCAAGUUUGAUCUCCUGAUCAGCAGUGCCAGAGCACCAGUGCCAGGGCAGCAGAGCGUGGUGCAGACUCCAACCUCAGCUGAUGGGAGCAUCACCCAGAUUGCGCUGUCAGAGGAGAGUAUGGAGGAGGGGAUAGAGUGGAACUCGGCUCUGACAGCUGCUGUCACCAUGGCCACUGAGGAAGGCAUGAAAAAGGACACGGAUGAGAUUUCAGAGGACACACUGAUGUUCUGGAAAGGAAUAGCUGAUGUGGGGCUGAUGGAAGAGGUGGUGUGCAACAUCCAAAAGGAAAUAGAAGAAGUCCUAAGAGGUGUGCAGCAGCGGUUGGGUCAGUCUCCCUUCCAGAUGACAGAUGCUGCAGUCCUGAACAAUGUCGCCCAUACAUUUGGCUUAAUGGACACAGUCAAGAAGGUGCUGGACAACAGGAAAAACCAGACAGAGCAAGGAGAGGAACAGUUUCUUUACACACUGGCAGACCUGGAGCGGCAGCUGGAAGAACAGAAGAAACUUGCCAGGGACCAGAAGACCAAGUCCCAAACCAUCCAGAAUGUGGUGCUGAUGCCCAUGAGCACUCCCAAGCCUCCCAAGAGACCCCGUCUGCAGCGCCCAGCCUCCGCUACCAUCCUCAGCCCCUCCACCCCUAUCCAGCAGCCUCAGUUCACUGUCAUCUCCCCCAUCGCCAUCGCGCCCGUUGGACAACAGUUCUCUGUGGGCAACAUCCCAGUGGCAACCCUCAGCCAAGGCUCCAGCCCAGUGACUGUUCAUACCUUGCCAUCUGGCUCCCAGCUCUUCCGAUAUGCCACCGUGGUUUCAUCCUCCAAGACCAGCUCCUCAGACACCGUCACCCUGCACCCAUCCUCCAGCCUGGCACUGCUGAGCUCAGCAGCCAUGCAGGACACUGGGGCCCUGGCCAAUGUGGCGACCAUGGUCAACCCCGUGGAACUGGUGGCCAUGGAGUCUGGCAUCACUUCCACCAUCCAAGCUGUGGAAGGCACCUCAGACGACGGGCAGACCAUCAUAGAGAUUGACCCGGCGCCGGAUCCUGAGGCAGACACAGACGAAUCAGAGGGCAAAGCUGUGAUCCUGGAGACAGAGCUGAGGACUGAGGAGAAAGUGGUGGGAAAUGUGGAAGACCAUCAGCACCAGCUGGAGAAACACGAGACAUGGAUAAAGCUCCGUCUCCGUGGAGCACUGAACAAUACCACUUGUGGAAGGGUCAAGGUAAGGUCAAGGAGAGACUGGAUCUCUGCUGGAAAACCCAACCAGGAAGAACUAGCCAUGCCUCGGUGCUUCUGCUCCAGGGCUGCCCUAGUGCCCUAGCCCGGAGACUUUAUUUGAGAGACAAUAACACUUGAGUGUGGAUGUGGCUGUGAGAAGGGGUGACGGAUUUGGGGUGGAACAGGUACCUCAUUUGUAUUUUUAUUUUCCCCAGGGAAAGGGAAUUCUGUCGGACUCUUCACUGUCACCUCAAAUUUUUCUUGCUUUGAGGAGGCAGACAGUACAAUGUCGGCCAUAUACAUGGACAGUACAGUACUGUCCAUGUUCUCCUCCUCCACACAAAUUGUUUUUAUAUCUCUAUUUUUUGUAUUUGUUUGCUCUCUCCCUUCCCUUGUCCAGGUUUCCCAGCUGCAAAGCCCUGGGACCUUCUCUCAGGGUCCCUGUGUCCCAAUCCCUCCUCUUCCCAUGGCACUUUUCCCCCAUCCCUUUCCCUGCCUGGCAAGGCUCGGUGCUGCAAAUGCCACUUGACGACUCCAAGAUCACUUCAGCCUUUUGUAUAAGGCAAAAAAUAUCAAGCUCAAACCCAGAUCUCCCCCCUUGGCUGCUCAGCACCGCAGGGACCUUUCAGGGUGUACAAAGCAUGUUGUGCUGUUGCUUUCUGGGAGAGACAGAUUUUGGAUCAGGACAGCUUCUGUUUACACUGUGUGCUGAGGCUGCUCUGUGCUUGUCGCUUCUUGUUUGGUGGUUUUAUUUUUGUAUUAUUUUUUCUUCUUUCUUCCUGUAAUCUCUUGGCAGGGUUAGAACUGGCACAUUGCUGAAAUACGAUGCACCCUGCUGUUUUCCCACUUUCCCUCUUUUUUUCUGGAGGUUGGAGAUCCAUUCGGACUUUGCCACACUGGGAAAAUGGAGGGGGAAAGCAACGGGUGGCUUCAGAGGUGUGGAGGUU